This is a messenger RNA of Zasmidium cellare ATCC 36951, 978 nucleotides long. RefSeq lists its product as uncharacterized. Gene Ontology annotation, cellular component: cytosol. Gene Ontology annotation, molecular function: aldehyde-lyase activity. NCBI's taxonomy places the organism in Eukaryota, Fungi, Ascomycota, Dothideomycetes, Mycosphaerellales, Mycosphaerellaceae. The record is from RefSeq and is a predicted model, not a curated record. Bases 1 to 978 code for a protein of 325 amino acids. The transcript is spliced from 3 exons. Gene Ontology annotation, biological process: pentose catabolic process.
AUGUCUCCGGGUGAUCCCGCUCGCCAAUCUGAUGCGUCAGUCAAAGCCUACUCCUUCGUAAACGAUCCUGAGGCGAGGUUGAAGGUCUCGCCGCGGGAGGCCGUGAGUCGGGACGUAAUGCCACACGUCAUUGGCGUGGGCCCAGGGACCGGUCUAAGCUGCAUCAUCAAGGUUGAAGACAUGGCUUGUAAAGGUUUACAAAAUAUCCUGCAUCAGUUGGUCAAAGCCAACCACAUCCUCCACUACCAUGGCGCCGUUGACGGCUUUGGCCACAUAUCUGUGAGGCACCCAGAGAAGCCAAAUGUCUACAUCAUGUGCGGCUACAUGCCUCCAGCCUUGGUCCAAAGCCAAGAAGACUUGAUUGAGUACUACGUCGAUGGAAGCGCCCCCGUCGACCCAAACGCCAAGAAAGGGUAUUCUGAGCGCUUCAUACAUGGCGAGCUCUUCAAGAAGUAUCCCAGCAUUCAGUGCGUCGUGCACUCUCAUGCGGAAGGAGUCCUACCGUAUGUCAGCACCGCAGUGCCUUUGAAGCCGAUGUUCCACAUGGGAGGGUUCCUGGGCCCACAAGUCCCUGUGUGGGACAUCGCGCCAGUGUACGACGAGGACUAUCAGCAAGACAUGCUGGUCAACAAUGCGAAACUUGGCAAUUCCCUGGCUUUAGCUUUUGCGCCAACAUCUGCCAAGCCCGAAGAUUUGGAGCACAAUGUGAUUCUGAUGAAGCGCCACGGAUAUACAACUUGGGGCAAAGACAUUCCCACGGCCGUAUAUCGCGCCAUACACACUCUGAUCAAUGCUGGAUUGCAGACCAAUGCCGCCGUACUACAAGCAACUCUUCAUGACGGUCCACUGGAAGGAUUGUCCGAGCGACACUGUAGAGACUGUCAAAUGAUGAAUGAGGCGACUCAGGACAAGUCAUGGAGGUUGUGGAGCCGAGAGGUGGAGGUUAAUCCUCUUUACAGGAACAGCAUUCCAGCGUGA